Molecule: messenger RNA, 2321 nt
Organism: Cavia porcellus (domestic guinea pig)
Lineage: Eukaryota; Metazoa; Chordata; Mammalia; Rodentia; Caviidae
Gene: Unc93b1
Product: unc-93 homolog B1, TLR signaling regulator
Exons: 11
Coding region: 79-1923 (614 amino acids)
Biological process (GO): toll-like receptor 9 signaling pathway; intracellular protein transport; toll-like receptor signaling pathway
Cellular component (GO): lysosome; endosome
Molecular function (GO): Toll-like receptor binding
Source: RefSeq, a predicted model, not a curated record
AGCUGGGGAGGAAGUGCCCGUCCCGCUGCACGGGCACCCGGCCACGCCGAGGAUCUGAGUUUCCCUCAGGUUCUGGCCAUGGAGGCGAAGCCACCGCUGUACCCGGUGGCGGGGGCCGCAGGGCCAGAGGGUGACAAGGACUCGCUCGGGGUCCCUGACGGACUCGGCGUCCCGGAUGGACUCGGGGUCCCCGACGGGCCCGAGGCGCCGCUGGACGAGCUGGUGGGCGCGUACCCCAACUACAACGAGGAAGAGGAGGAGCGCCGCUACUACCGCCGCAAGCGCCUGGCCGUGGUCAAGAACGUGCUGGCGGCCAGCGCGGGUGGCAUGCUCACCUACGGCGUCUACCUGGGCCUCCUGCAGAUGCAGCUAAUCCUGCACUACGAUGAGACCUACCGCGAGGUGAAGUACGGCAACAUGGGGCUGCCCGACAUCGACAGCAAGAUGCUGAUGGGCAUCAACGUGACGCCCAUCGCUGCGCUGCUCUACACGCCUGUACUCAUCAGGUUUUUUGGCACCAAGUGGAUGAUGUUCCUGGCUGUGGGCAUCUACGCCCUCUUUGUGUCCACUAACUACUGGGAGCGCUACUAUACACUUGUGCCCUCUGCGGUGGCCCUAGGCAUGGCUAUCGUGCCUCUUUGGGCCUCCAUGGGCAACUACAUCACCAGGAUGGCGCAGAAGUACUAUGAGUUCUCCCAUUACAAGGAGGAUGAGCAGAAGCCCCAGCAGCGCCCACCGCGGGGCUCCCACGCACCCUAUCUCCUGGUUUUCCAAGCCAUCUUCUAUAGCUUCUUCCAUCUUAGUUUCGCCUGUGCCCAGCUGCCUAUGAUUUAUUUCCUGAACUCCUACCUGUACGACCUCAACCACACACUCUGCAACGUGCACAGCUGCGGCACUAACAGCCACGGCAUCCUCAACGGCUUCAACAAGACGGUUCUACGAACGCUACCGCGGAGCAAAAACCUCAUCGUGGUGGAGACAGUGCUCAUGGCGGUGGCUUUCCUGGCCAUGUUGCUGGUGUUGGGCCUGUGUGGCGCUGCGUACCGGCCCACCGAGGAAAUCGACCUGCGCAGCGUGGGCUGGGGCAACAUCUUCCAGCUGCCCUUCAAGCACGUGCGUGACUUCCGCCUGCGCCACCUAGUGCCCUUCUUUAUCUACAGCGGUUUUGAAGUCCUCUUUGCCUGCACCGGUCUUGCCCUGGGAUAUGGUGUGUGCUCCAUAGGGCUGGAACAGCUGGCCUACCUCCUCACUGCUUAUGGCCUGGGAGCCUCAGCCGCCUCAUUCCUGGGGCUGUUGGGGCUGUGGCUGCCACGCUCAGUGCCCCUGGUAGCUGGGGCACUGCUGCACCUGCUGCUCAUCAUCAGCCUCUUUUUCUGGGCCCCUGUGCCUAAGGUCCAGCAACACCGCUGGAUCCUGUAUGCGGCAGCUGUUCUCUGGGGUGUGGGCAGCGCACUCAACAAGACAGGACUCAGCACACUCCUGGGAAUCAUGUACGAGGACAAGGAGAGGCAGGACUUCAUCUUCACCAUCUACCACUGGUGGCAGGCUGUGGCCAUCUUUGCGGUAUACUUGGGCUCCAGCUUGCCCAUGAAGGCUAAAUUGGCUGUGCUGCUGGUGACCCUGGUGGUGGCUGUGGCCUCCUACCUCUGGAUGGAGCAGAAGUUGCAGCGUGGGGCCCUCCCAAGGCAGCCGCGCAUUCCGCGGCCCCAGCACAAGGUGCGUGGCUAUCGCUACCUGGAAGAGGACAACUCUGAUGAGAGCGACGCGGAGGGCGAGCGCUGCGGAGACUGCGGCCAGGGCGCCUGCGCGGAGGAGGAGGCGCGGCAGCGGAGGCCACCCUCUGGUCGGGAGCCUGCUGGCCGCUGUCGCAGGCCCUGCCCCUAUGAACAGGCGCAGGGGGGUGAUGGGCCGGAGGAGCAAUGAGGACCCAAGGAGCUGACCUGGCCCUUGGACUCCGCCUUUGUGCUACUUACCCUGAGUUUACCAUCUCCGAUUGACGGUAAUGGGUCCCCUCAGGGUCCUUCCCAUUGGCAGGAAGGACCCUCUGUCCCCUCCCCUGUGUUCAAGACUGACCCUUCCAGAGCUUGGGUUUUCUGGAACUUUUGUGGCCCUGUCCAGGACGAGGUGGGCCCUGUGCCCACAAGGGCUGCCACCCAGAACCCUGCACACAGCAGUCUCCCGACCCCCUGCACCCAAAGCCCACCUCCUUUGGGCUGCAUCCCUGGAUGCUUGUGACAUGCUUUGCACUUCCCACCCCAGGAUCCUCCGCAGAAGCACGACUUUUUACAGAAGGUGAACAAUAAAGAGAUUUUUGUAUUUUC